Molecule: messenger RNA, 3522 nt
Organism: Linum tenue
Lineage: Eukaryota; Viridiplantae; Streptophyta; Magnoliopsida; Malpighiales; Linaceae
Source: the annotation of a GenBank genome assembly
AUCUGACGUGUCACUAUUGGCUUAGUUGUCGCUGACGUGUCCGCUGAAUUGGCGUCUCGUCAGCCGACCGUCAGAUAAGUUGAUGGUGUUAUUAACACCGUUAUAGUUUCUAACGGAAAUGGCUAUAUUUGGCACGCAAGAUCUUUCAAAAGUGGCUAUUAGUGGUAUUUCGCCAAAAGUGGCUAUAAGUGGCACAAAGGUGAUAGUUUUGGCUAUGCAAGAGAAUAAGAAGAAAAAAAAGCUAGGAAUAGCUUCCCCUUUCUUCUUCCUCCACAACAAUCGGCGCGUUGAAUUUGAUAACGGAAUCCUGCCUUAACCCAUCCAUCCCUAUUUUCUAACUGUCAACAAUACUUCUUCUGUUCCCUUCCCUUCCCUUCCCUUUCUUCUUCUUCUUCUCCCUUCCCCUUCUAUUAUUAGCCUCCUGAAAUCUGCAAUCAAAACGCAUCUCGGUUCUGGAUUUCAGAAGAAGGCCAGGAAUUCAUUGCUGGGGAGGAGAAGGGGGUAAAAGAGCUGAAGAGGCCCCAAAAAAAAAACCCCACCGGGUUUUGAUUUUCGCUUCGCCGGUGUGCAGUGGCGUGCGCUCUGGCGAACAGAAAACCAAAAUUUCAUCGCUAAUAAUAUAAACUACGUCCUUCAGCAGAUUUCAGUGUCCAAAAGGAAACGUAACUGAUAAUGGAUGGGUGGGUCUUGUUGAUUGGAAAUCUAACGACGAGCAGAAUCGCCAACCACAAAGGGGAAGGAGGUUUCGAUUAAUUGGGAAGCUGUUUUCUUUCCCCUUUACACAAACAAGGGUUGGCGUCAGUUCUGCAAAAAACCCAUCCCAACUCCCUAGUAAUUUUGUGAUUUGGAAGGAUUGUGAAUAACUUCUGACAAAGAAAGAAAUUCUUGCAAUUGGUUUUUGUUUUUGCGAUUAUUGCUUUGUUUUUGUUGAAUCUUUAUACAUAUCAAAGAAUAAUAAUGGAGUCGAGUAAUGGGUUUGUAUCAAAAGAACAACUGGAGCUUGCGAGAUCUGCUCUGGAAAGUGAAGAUCCUUCAUCUGUUUCUCCAUUGCAAAUCUCCCUAGGUUCAUCCUCCUCUCCCAAGUCUCCUUCCUCUCCUGUAACCACACAACAGCAACAAGAACGCAAAUCAGAUGACAAACUCUCGCCUCCUUAUAUGGGUGGACAGCCUAAGAAAGAUCCUGCAGAGGGUGCAUUGUACAAUAAUGAUCCAAACUAUGAUAGCACAGAGGAACAGGAUGGUGAUCCAACAAUAAAAGACACUCCGAGAAAAUUAGAUGCCUACAAAAGGAAAGCUACAGUUAUUGUGGAAGAAUACUUUGCAACUAGCGAUGUUGUAUCAACAGCAAACGAACUGAGGGAACUCAAGUUGCCCGGCUAUAGUUAUUACUUUGUCAAGAAACUAGUGUCCAUGGCAAUGGACCGACAUGACAAAGAAAAGGAAAUGGCUGCUGUGCUUUUAUCCGCUCUCUAUUCAGAGGUCAUCGACCCUUCCCAAGUCUAUAAAGGUUUCAGCAAAUUGGUGGAAUCUGCAGAUGACUUGAUUGUAGACAUACCUGACACAGUUGAUGUUCUUGCCUUGUUCAUAGCCAGAGCCGUGGUUGAUGACAUACUCCCGCCUGCAUUCUUGAAAAAGCAACUCGCUUCUUUACCUGCAGAUUCUAAGGGGGUAGAUGUGUUGAGGAGAGCCGAAAAGGGUUAUUUAGCAGCUCCACUCCACUCUGAAAUUAUUGAGCGGAGAUGGGUAAGCAGCAUGAAUAAAACAGUUGAUGAUGUGAAGGUGAAAAUAAACAACUUGUUGGUAGAGUUUAUAGCAAGUGGUGAUAAGAAGGAGGCUUGCAGGUGCAUCAAGGAACUGAAAGUUCCCUUCUUUCACCAUGAGAUAGUCAAACGAGCCCUUGUUAUGGCUAUGGAGAGACGGGCAGUCGAAAGCCAGUUGCUAGAGUUGCUCAAGAAAACAACUGAAGAAGGUCUGAUCAAUUCCAGUCAGGUUACAAAGGGGUUUGGCAGGAUAAUAGAUGUUGUUGAUGAUUUGUCGCUUGAUAUUCCAGAUGCAAGAGGGAUUCUGAAAUCCUUGAUAUCAAAAGCCGCAUCAGAAGGAUGGUUGUCUGUUUCUUCUUUGAAAUCACUCUCACCACCGUCUCCAAAAGAAUCUGUGGAAGAUACUGCUGCAAAGCUGUUCAAGAUGAAGGCACAAUCCAUCAUUCAAGAGUAUUUCUUGUCAGGUGAUAUAGCAGAGGUGAGUGAUUGCAUUGAAUCCGAGAACAGUUCUUGCUCACCUGACCUAAAUGCUAUGUUCAUCAAAAGGCUAGUGACUCUAGCAAUGGACAGAAAGAAUCGGGAGAAAGAAAUGGCUUCUGUGUUACUAUCUUCUUUAUGUUUCCCUACAGAUGAUGUUGUGCAUGGACUUAUUAUGCUAAUAGAAUCUGCAGACGAUACCGUUUUAGAUAAUCCGAUUGUUGUUGAGGAUCUUGGAAUGUUUUUAGCUAGAGCUGUGGUGGAUGAAGUCAUAGCCCCACAACAGCUGGAGGAAAUUGAGAGUCAAUUCCUUGGGACAGAGUCAACAGGGAACAAAGUUCUCCAAAUGGCUAAAUCCUUGCUGAAGGCUAGGCUUGCUGGAGAGAGGAUCUUGAGGUGCUGGGGUGGUGGAGGUAGCAGCAGCAAGAAUGGAUGGGCAGUUGAGGAUGUGAAGGACAAGAUUGGCAAGUUGCUGGAAGAGUUUGAAUCCGGUGGGGACAUUAGGGAAGCUUGUCGUUGCAUAAAAGAACUCGGGAUGCCGUUUUUCCACCAUGAAGUGGUGAAGAAAGCACUGGUGAAAAUCAUGGAGAGCAAGAGUGAGAAGCUGUGGGGCUUGCUCAACGAGGGGUUUCGAUCGGGGCUCAUAACGUCGUACCAAAUGACGAAAGGUUUUGGGAGAGUUGCAGAGUCCAUGGAGGAUUUGAGAUUGGAUGUCCCUGAUGCUGAGAAACAAUUCGGCUACUAUAUCGAGAAAGCUAAACUUACUGGAUGGCUAGAUUCGUCAUUUGGAAUUGGUCCUACUACCAAAUCAAGUUAUGUUAAGGAGAAUGGCACAAACAUAUGAUAACAGGUUUUUUUGUUUCGCAGUUGGGUUUCGUCAAUGAAGUUUCAUAAUCCAUCAAAUUAUUACGAAGAGAACUAGCUGGAUUUUGUUGCUUGGUUUUCCUUUCAGAGUUUUUUUUGGUCUCCUGUGACACCAUAUAGGAUUUAGCAUACCUACUUAAAGAAAAAGAGAGUACUUUUAUGGACGAGAACAUUACAAGAUGGAACUAGAACCAUCUUUAUAUUGCUAAAAUUUAUACAAUAGACUGAGAUUAUAGGUACUUAGUUUUCCAUUUCUUUUAGUUCAAAUUUUUUUGGGGGUCAGUCAUAUAUUUGUUUGGAAUAACCUCACCGUUGGGUGAGAGUUGUAGUAUGUUAAAUCUCUUUGAGAUGCCCAACUCUCUUAUCUUGUACUGUUAUGCAAUGUAAUGAUAAUGCCAUACUUCACCUUAUAUACCUUGCG